This is a messenger RNA of Erigeron canadensis, 1458 nucleotides long. Its product is annotated as ATP synthase gamma chain, chloroplastic. Gene Ontology annotation, cellular component: chloroplast thylakoid membrane. The record is from RefSeq and is a predicted model, not a curated record. The transcript is spliced from 2 exons. Bases 137 to 1261 code for a protein of 374 amino acids. Lineage: Eukaryota; Viridiplantae; Streptophyta; Magnoliopsida; Asterales; Asteraceae. Gene Ontology annotation, molecular function: proton-transporting ATP synthase activity, rotational mechanism. Gene Ontology annotation, biological process: proton motive force-driven ATP synthesis.
AUUUCACACAUACAUUCAUUCCACCAUACAAAGAGAAAGAUAAGAUUUUUAUCAAGAAGCAAAACUACAUCACACAUAUUAUUACCUUACCUCCAUUGUGUUGAAUUCUUGAAUAGCCCAAAUUCAAGAAGUAAUCAUGUCUUGCUCAAAUUUAACAAUGUGGGUAUCUUCAAAACCAUCACUUGAUUCAUCAUCAUCAGCCCUCUCAUUCAGAUCUUUUAUCUCCCCGGUGCAAAUUCCCAGCUCAAAUCCGAACCAUUCGAACCCGAAAUCGUCUUCUUCGAUCCAAUGCAACCUUCGUGAGCUUCGUACUCGCAUCGAUUCAGUGAAGAACACACAAAAGAUCACUGAAGCAAUGAAGCUUGUGGCAGCCGCAAAGGUUAGAAGAGCACAAGAAGCAGUUGUGAAUGCGAGGCCUUUUUCUGAAACUUUAGUUGAGGUUCUGUAUAGUAUCAAUGAGCAACUUCAAACAGAAGAUGUUGAUGUCCCAUUGACUAAUGUUAGACCUGUUAAGAAGGUGGCACUUGUUGUGGUCACGGGCGACCGUGGUCUUUGUGGCGGCUUCAAUAACUUCAUCCUGAAGAAAGCCGAAGCACGAAUUAGGGAGCUCAAGACGCUUGGUCUUGAUUAUGUUGUCAUCAGCGUUGGCAAAAAGGGUAAUUCAUAUUUCAACCGGAGACCACAGAUUCCAGUAGACAAGUUUCUUGAAGGCAGCAAUCUCCCAACUGCUAAAGAAGCUCAGGCGAUUGCAGACGAUGUGUUUUCGCUCUUUGUAAGUGAAGAGGUCGAUAAAGUGGAACUCUUGUACACAAAGUUUGUAUCUUUAGUGAAGUCUGACCCUGUUAUCCAUACUCUGCUUCCAUUAUCACCUAAAGGGGAGAUUUGUGAUAUCAACGGAGUAUGUGUGGAUGCUGCUGAAGACGAGUUCUUCAGGUUGACUACUAAAGAAGGAAAGCUGACGGUGGAAAGAGACGUGGUUAGGACCGAAACCAUGGACUUCUCGCCAAUCUUGCAAUUUGAACAAGACCCUGUUCAGAUUCUUGAUGCAUUGUUGCCGCUCUAUUUGAACAGUCAAAUCUUGAGGGCUUUGCAGGAGUCAUUAGCGAGUGAGCUUGCUGCACGGAUGACUGCUAUGGGGAAUGCAACCGACAAUGCUUCCGAGUUGAAGAAGAACUUGUCACGGGUUUACAACAGAAAGCGUCAGGCCAAGAUUACUGGAGAAAUUCUCGAGAUUGUCGCUGGUGCUGAUGCAUUAGUUUGAUCAUGCAUCUUUUGUGAAUCGCAAUCAAGCAACACGAACUAAAAGGGGGAAGAAAGAACGAAGAGACAGAGAUAGAGAGAUUAGAUCUGCAAUCGGAGGUGAAGACUAAUAGAGAGAGAAGUAUGUUACAUAAUAUAUAAAUAAAUAUUAUCUUAAUCUUAAUCUUAUUAUAUACUACAUAAAGACAGUUGAACUAA